Molecule: messenger RNA, 4582 nt
Organism: Camelus dromedarius (Arabian camel)
Lineage: Eukaryota; Metazoa; Chordata; Mammalia; Artiodactyla; Camelidae
Gene: CDAN1
Product: codanin 1
Exons: 27
Coding region: 34-3897 (1287 amino acids)
Biological process (GO): chromatin organization
Cellular component (GO): nucleus
Source: RefSeq, a predicted model, not a curated record
CCUGCGCAAUCGCCUCCGAGCGCCCGGACCGGGAUGGCGGCCGUUUUGGAGUCGCUGCUGCGAGAGGAGCUGUCGGUCGCAGCCGCCGUGCGGUGGAUCGCGCGCAGCGCCCAGAGUUCGGAGGAUGACCCCGGGGAGGCGGCCGCGUUGAGCUCACUUCGGCCACUGCGGAAGGAAUUCGUGCCAUUCCUGCUGAACUUCCUGAGGGAGCAGAGCAGCCGCGUCCUCCCGCAGGGCCCCCCAACCCCCGCCAAGGCCCCGGGCUCCUCGGCAGCCUUGCCAGGGAGGCCGGGGGGCCCGCCGCGGGGCGGCCGCGGGGCGCGCAGCCAGCUCUUCCCUCCGACCGAGCCUUCGAGCGCUGCCGCCGCCGAGGCCCCUUCGGCCCGCCGUGGGGGCAGGAGGCGGGGCCUGGGGCCGGCCCGUGAGCGAGGAGGCCGCGGCCCCGGGGGCUUGGAGGAGGGAGUCAGUGGGGAGACCCCGCCCUGGGCUGGGGGCCGGAGGCCCAGGAGCUCUGGCAGCCCCAGCAGCCCCAUCCUCGUGCGCUCUGAUCCGCCGAACCUCAGCAACCUGGAGGAGUUCCCUCCCGUAGGCUCGGUUCCCCCCGGCUCUGCAGGCAGGACCAAGCCUUCACGCAGGAUCAACCCAACUCCGGUGAGCGAAGAGCGGUCACUCUCCAAGCCCAAGACCUGCUUCACCUCACCCCCAAUCAACUGUGUCCCCAGUUCCCAACCCGCAGUCCUGGACACUAGCCCUUGGGGCCAUGGCCUUCCCCCAGGGUGCAGAAGUCUGCAAGAGGAGCGGGAGAUGCUCAGGAAGGAGCGCUCCAAGCAGCUGCGGCAGUCACCUACUCCUGUCUGCCCCACCCUAGAAUCAGGGUAUCCUCACCCCAGCCGAACAGGAAACCUCACAGCUGAACCUGCUGACCCUGCCAGAGUGUCUUCCCGCCAGCGCCUGGAGCUGGUAGCCCUUGUCUACUCUUCAUGCAUUGCAGAGAACCUGGUACCAAACCUCUUCCUGGAGCUUUUCUUCGUCCUUCAGCUCCUUACUGCCCGGAGGAUGGUGGCUGCCAAAGACAGUGACCUUGAAUCAAGUCCAGGAGCCGUAGGUUCCCUGGAAAGCCCGCUGUUCCAGAGUGUCCAUGAUUGUGUCUUCUUUGCAGUGCAGGUUUUGGAGCAUCAGUUUCAUGUGCUUUCCCACCUGGACAAAGGGACCUUGAAGCUGUUGGCUGAGAAUGAGCGGCUACUGUGCUUCUCGCCAGCUCUGCAAGGACGCCUCCGAGCUGCCUAUGAGGGCAGUGUUGCGAAGGUCUCCCUGGAGAUGCCACCUUCUGCUCAAGCUGUCUCCUUUCAGCCAGAAACUGACAACCGUGCCAACUUCUCUAGUGAUCGAGCUUUUCAUACUUUUAAGAAACAGAGGGAUGUGUUUUAUGAGGUGCUUCGAGAGUGGGAAGAUCGCCAUGAGGAGCCUGGCUGGGAUUUUGAGAAGGGCUUGGGCAGCAGGAUCAGAACCAUGAUGGGUCACCUCUCUGCAGCCGGCAGCCACAGCCAUUUUGUUCGACUUUUUCAAAAACAACUUCUCCAGAUGUGUCAGAGUCCUGGUGGUGCUGGGGGCACUGUCUUGGGUGAGGCUCCGGGUGUGUUAAAUAUGCUUGGAGCUGACAAGCUGGGGCGGUUGCGGCGCCUACAGGAACGGCUUGUGGCCCCUCAGAGCAGUGGGGGGCCCUGCCCACCCCCAACCUUCCCAGGCUGUCAGGGCUUCUUCAGGGACUUCAUCUUGAGUGCCAGCAGCUUCCAGUUUAAUCAGCAUCUCAUGGAUAGUCUGAGUUUGAAGAUCCGGGAGCUCAACGGCCUGGCCCUGCCUCAGCCUGAGCCUAGUGAUGAAGAUGGGGAGUCAGACGUGGACUGGCAGGGUGAACGGAGGCAGUUUGCUGUGGUGCUGCUCAGCUUGAGGCUUCUGGCUAAAUUCCUGGGCUUUGUGGCUUUCCUGCCGUACCGGGGGCCUGAACCACUGCCAACACGUGAGCUCCAGGACUCUAUUCUGGCCCUGAGGAGCCAGGUGCCCCCGGUCCUGGAUGUGCGGGCUCUGCUGCAGCAGGGGCUGCGGGCCCGUCGAGCCGUGCUCACGGUGCCCUGGCUAGUGGAGUUCCUUUCCCUUGCUGACCACAUUGUCCCCAUGCUGGACUACUACCGCAGCAUCUUCACCCUCCUGCUGCACCUGCAUCGGAGCUUGGUCUUGUCAAAGGAAAGUGAAGGGGAGAUGUGUUUCCUGAACAAGCUGCUGCUGCUUGCUGUCCUGGGCUGGCUUUUCCAGAUUCCCACAGUCCCUGAGGACCUGUUCUUUCUGGAAGAGGGUCAGUUGGAUGCCUUUGAGGUGGAUACAGUAGCUUCAGAGCAUGGCUUGGACAGCAUGCCUGUGGUGGACCAGCACCUGCUCUACACCUGCUGCCCCUAUAUUGGAGAGCUCCGCAAACUGCUCGCUUCAUGGGUGUCAGGCAGCAGUGGGCGGAGUGGGGGCUUUGUGAGGAAAAUCACUCCCACCACCACCACCGGCCUGGGAGCCCGGCCUCCACGGACCACCCAGGGGCUGCAGGCACAGCUGGCUCAAGCCUUUUUCCACAACCAGCCACCCUCCCUGCGCAGGACUGUGGAGUUUGUGGCGGAGAGAAUUGGCUCUAACUGUGUCAAACAUAUCAAGGCCACGCUGGUGGCAGAUCUGGUGCGCCAGGCAGAGUCACUUCUUCAAGAACAGCUGGUGACACAGGGACAGGAAGGGGGAGAUCCAGCCCAGCUGUUGGAGAUCUUGUGUUCCCAGCUGUGCCCCCACGGGGCCCAGGCACUGACCCAGGGGCGGGAGUUCUGCCAAAGGAAGAGCCCUGGUGCUGUGCGGGCAUUGCUUCCCGAGGAGACCCCGGCAGCUGUUCUGAGCAGCGCAGAGAACAUUGCUGUGGGGCUUGCAACAGAGAAAGCCUGUGCUUGGUUGUCAGCCAACAUCACAGCGCUGAUCAGGAGGGAGGUGAAAGCGGCCGUGAGUCGCACGCUUCGAGCCCAGGGUCCUGAGCCGGCUGCCCGGGGGGAGCGGAGGGGCUGCUCCCGUGCCUGUGAGCACCAUGCUCCCCUCCCCUCCCACCUCAUCUCCGAGAUAAAAGAUGUGCUCUCCCUGGCCGUGGGGCCCCGGGACCCUGAUGAGGGAGUUUCCCCAGAGCAUCUGGAGCAGCUCCUAGGACAGCUGGGCCAGACGCUGCGGUGCCGCCAGUUCCUGUGCCCACCUGCUGAGCAGCAUCUGGCAAAGUGCUCUGUGGAGUUAGCAUCCCUGCUUGGUAUGGCUCCUUUUUAUCACAUCACUUUGUUGCCAGAUCCCCCAGUUCUCAGGGUUGGGUACAAGCAAGAGAGAAAACGGAGCUUUCUUCUGCUCUUCCUCCCAGGGGCUGGCCAUGUGACACCGUCUCCAUAUCUUAAAGCUUGGCUUUCCUCUCUUCCUACAGUUGCAGAUCAGAUUCCUGUCCUAGGGCCCCCGGCACAGCACCGGCUGGAGAGAGGGCAGGCUCGAAGGCUCCUGCUCCUGCUGCUUUCCCUGUGGAAGGAUGACUUUCAGGUGCCCGUUCCACUGCAGCUGCUGCUGAGCCCAAGGAACGUGGGGCUUCUGGCAGACACUCGGCCAAGGGAGUGGGACCUGCUGCUGUUCUUGCUCCGGGAGCUGGUAGAGAAAGGUCUCAUGGGACGGAUGGAGAUAGAGGCCUGCCUGGGCAGCCUUCAUGAGGCCCAGUGGCCAGGGGAUUUCUCUGAAGAAUUAGCAACACUGUUCAGCCUGUUUCUAGCUGAGCCCCAUGUGCCAGAACCACAGCUAAGAGCUUGUGAGCUGGUGCAGCCAAACCGGGGGACUGUGCUGGCCCAGAGCUAGGGCCGGGAGGUGGCCCUCCCUUGGGCAUCUCACCAGAACGCUGGAACCCAGCCUGACUGUGCCUCAGGAGGCCCCAGAGUCACCACAAGUGCCCACUGCCGACUCCUGCUGGUGUGGGAGUAGCUAAGUCUGUCUUGAGGCUUCCUGCUCACGUAUGAAGGAAGCGGGUGGUUGCCUGGCAUGCCACCGGCUGGAAGCUCACCAUCCCAAGUCGUAGAGGAAGGACAAGGGGUCACCUGAUUCAGGAUUGUGGUGGAAAAGCCUAGAGACUCCAGUCCUGGAACAGAAGAGUUGGCAUUUAUUACUUGGAUACUAAGUGAAAUGACGUGUGGGGAUUCGACACGGGAUUCGAGCCCCACCUGCUGCUAUCCCAACAUCUCUUAAGAGCUCUGUGGUUUGGGAAAUCAUGACAGAGGCAAAUGACUUCUGCUCAACUUGUGAGUAAAGUUAAAACAUGAAUCUUGGGAGACUACAUUUUUUUUUUUUUUUAACCACCAGGAGCUGGACUGUCAUCUCCUUAAAAAUGUGCAACAGAUGAGGCGGGGCUCGCCCGACAGAAAGUUGCCUUUUCCCUGCACCCCGCCUGCCUUCAGCCCCGUGCACAUAGUAACUCUGACCCUAGCUCCAUCCAGGGGCCAAGCACGGGCAGAACGUUAGCGCUUUUUAAAAUAAACUGUUUUCUUUA